Molecule: messenger RNA, 3258 nt
Organism: Equus caballus (horse)
Lineage: Eukaryota; Metazoa; Chordata; Mammalia; Perissodactyla; Equidae
Gene: KTI12
Product: KTI12 chromatin associated homolog
Biological process (GO): tRNA wobble uridine modification
Source: RefSeq, a predicted model, not a curated record
GGUUAUUUAUGGUGGUAAAACACUUUCCAGCCAUCAACUUAGCGUUAAUUUCAGGCAAAGGGUUAUGCCAAGGCAGAGCUUGAACUUAGUAGUUGCCUGAUAACAACAACAACAACAAUAAUACUAACAUUUAUUAAGUGCUUACUAUGCACCAGACAUUGAAUUAUGUGAAGUAACUUGCCCAAGGUCACCCAGCUAGUAAGUGGUGGAGCCAAGAUUCUGACCCAGGCUCUCUGGCUUCAGAGCCUGCGCUCAACCAGUAAACUAUACUGCUUAAUUAAUAGUCUCAAGUUGAAUAGUCUCAAGUUCCAAGGAGGUUUAGCCUAUACACAGACAAUUGAUACAAAGGAGGAGAAAAGGCAGGGGAGGGGAGGGAAGGCUAAACAUUGAUCUAAGUGCUUUAUCUGCAUUAAUUUAUUUAAUCCUCACAACCUAUGAUGUUAGUUCAGCCUGUAAAAUAAGAACUGUUGUUGUUCUUAUUUUACAGGAGAGGAAAUUGAGACACAGAAUGUUUGAUUAACUUGACAGUAGUUUACAGCUAGUAAGUGCCAGAGCCAAGACGUGAAUGUUCUCUACUAUACUGUACUGGAGAGAUACAACGACCCAAUAUAAGUGCACCUACUUUAUACACCCACAUACUUGCACAGAAAUACUCACACUUCUGCACCCACCAAAUGAUAGUGCUUGCUUUUGCUAGGGCAGAUCCCACAGCUUCAUGGCUCUGAGUCUCACACCUUCUGCGGGAGUAGGGUUGCCUGAUUCAGCCAAUAAAAAUAAGGAUGCCCAAUUAAAUUUGAAUUUCAGGUAAACAAUAAGUAAUUUUAAAUAUACCCCAUGCAAUAUUUGAGACAUACUUAUAUUAACAACAUUUUUUUGUUGUUUACCUGAAAUUCAAAUUUAACUAGGCAUCUUAUGUUUUGUCUGGCAGCAUUCUCAAGGGAAAAAUUCCUUAGUUUUUCAAGUUCUAAGUCAAAUGACUCUUCUUAAAGUCUUCAGCGAUUUUUCUGGGCAGUUUGUUUUUCUCUUCUGUACUUUUACAACCUAACCUACGUCUAUCCAUUAUAGUAUAUAUUAUUCUGCUUAUAGGUGCCUAACUUCCCAUUUGACCCUUGACCUCCUUUGGGGAACUGUUUUAUGUUCAUCUGUAAAUCCCCAACCAUGGAGAUGCUGAAUGAUUGAAAUGGUUAUUGAAUAAACAGUUACUGAGAGUCACUGGGUAUAAGGAAUGAAGAGGAACUAGCAUUCGUGAAUUGUCUUCUAUAUGCUAAAUUUAUAGUGCCGAUUGUUUUGCAAUAUUUAAUGCUCAUUAAGGCCCCAUUAUAAAUGGAUGAGCAUAGUCUGGCGGAAGGGAAAUCACAUUCUCCUGAGGCCUUUAACAUUUGACUAAGUAACUGACGCCAUUCCAGCCUCCAUCUCCUUUCUUAGAGCGCAGGAUCUAGGUCUAAUUGGCGUAGAACUCCUGUUUCCAUAGCAACAAGAGGUCCUUAACGGGUCAGGGGAAGCAGGAAGUGCAGUUUGCACUUCCGGUUUGCGUCGGGGACGCCGACAAGCCGGAGGUUGACGCGGCGUGGCUGCACAUGGCCGCGUGGCGGGAGGAUGCCGCUCGUGGUGUUGUGCGGCCUGCCGGGCAGCGGCAAGAGCCGGCGCGCCGAGCAGCUCCUCGGGGCGCUGGCGGCCGAGGGCCGCGCGGUGCACGUGGUGGACGACGCGGCGGUGCUGGGCGCGGAGGACGCGGCGGUGUACGGCGAUUCGGCCCGGGAGAAGGCGCUGCGCGGCGCCUUGCGAGCCGCGGUGGAGCGGCGGCUGAGUCGCCACGAUGUGGUUAUCCUUGACUCGCUGAACUACAUCAAGGGCUUCCGCUACGAGCUCUACUGCCUGGCGCGCGCGGCGCGCACCCCGCUCUGCCUGGUCUACUGCGUCCGGCCAGGCGCUCUGGGCGGAGGCGCUCUGGGCGGGGGCCCUCGGGUAGCGCGCGCGGAGGAGACCCGGAGCCAGACCGUCAGUGUGAGUUGGAGGCCGCACGCUGAGGAGGGAGGGAGCCAUCUGGCGGCGGGCGCCAGUGUCCGCCGGGAGCCGCAGGCAGUGCAGUCGGUAGUAGAUGGGAGAGCGCAGGGAGACGCACCUAAGGAACUGGAGCGGGAGGAAACCAGCGCGCCAGAUCUUCCAGCUCUCGUGACUCCAGAAUUCGAGAAAUCUGCAAAUCAUGUGUCCAGUGCCUUUUACCCUCCCGAACUUCUGGAGGCCCUAACGCUGCGCUUCGAGGCUCCCGACUCUCGGAACCGCUGGGACCGACCGCUAUUCACCUUGGUGGGCUUAGAGGAGCCGUUGCCUCUGGCAGACAUCAAGGCUGCCUUGUUUGAGAACCGGGCUCCCCCACCCCAUCAGUCUACACAGUCCCAGCCCCUUGCCUCCGGCAGCUUUCUGCACCAGCUGGAUCAGGUCACGAGCCAGGUGUUGACGGGACUGAUGGAAGCUCAGAAGAACGCUAUCCCCGGAGACUUGCUUAAGCUUCCCGGUACCACGGAGCACCUGCGGUUUACCCAGCCCUUGACCAUGGCAGAACUGAGUCGCCUCCGUCGCCAGUUUAUUUCCUACACCAAAAUGCAUCCCAACAAUGAGAACCUGUCUCAACUGGCCAACAUGUUUCUGCAGUAUCUGAGCCAGAGCCUUCUCUAACCAGAGGGGUUGGGGGAAAACCAUGGCGCUCUAUCUAGCCUCCACUGCGCUGUUUCUCUGGCAAGAAGAAUCUGAAGGUCUGUAGAGUUUAUUGAUGUGCGGUACUAGAGCUGUUGUGACUGAUUCACUCACGCCUUCCUGAAUGCCUCUGUGCCAGACCUGGAGGUUACAGCAUAAAUUUGGAACUAGAGAGAAUGGAGAACCAGUUUGGAGGAUCUUGGCAGAUUUCUCCAGAGGACAGAGUUAAGUGGACAGGCCUUGCUUAGAUUGGGGUCUACUUGAGAUAUUGCACACCUCUGAUUUUCCGCAUCUAAGUUGUGGGAGAACAAACCGGAUGGAUGAAUUGUUUCAAAAGAAUUGUGAACAGUAACUGAGGAUGGCCCAGUUCUGUAUCUGCACUGGCCCUUCUUUCAUACAAUAGUUUUUUGAGUACCGUGCAUACUUUUUGCUAAUCUCUAUCCUGGGGCCUGGGCUCACAGAUAAAUCUACAAAUUUCUGUCCUUGGGAAGCUUUGGUUCUAGUGAAAGUGAAAGACUGAACCACUAGAUUAUUUCAUCUAAUAAAAUCUUUUAGAAGAACGUC